AUGAGCUUAUUGGAUAUAUGCAGAACUCGUAUCUUGGAAGAAAUUAUUAGUCCAGUAAGGGCUCAAUUAUCUUCUACAACAGUUAGUAACUACAUGAUUAUGGUAGUAGAUAGUAUUACACUUAAAAUACUCUCAGCAUGCUGUAGUUUCUAUGAUAUUUUGGAGUCUGGAGUAACUAUUAUAGAACUAAUUGAAAUGAAACGCCAAGCCUUACGAAAGAUGGAUUGCAUAUACUUUUUGACAAAUAAAAAAGAGAGUAUGGAUUUCUUGAUUGGUGAUUAUUCUAGUAAAGAUAUGUAUAAAUCAGCACAUGUAUUUUUAACAAGCUUCAGGGGGAAUAAAAACAAUAUUUUUGAUGAAUUAUGUUCAAAUGAGAGAAUUCUCAAAAAAUUAAAGUCAUUGAAGGAAUUUAAUUUAGAUUUUAUUCCAUAUGAUAGUAAGUCAUUUUAUAUUGAACCAUCUAGUUGUUUUACCACAACUCUUGGUUUAUCAAAUAAUUCAUUGCAAUCCUUAAUAUAUGGAAUUUAUACUUUUUGUAAAACAAUAGGUAUUACCUCAAAACCACUUAUUCGUUAUCAGAACAAUCUGAAUAUAGAAACUAAUUCCAUGUGUCGUCAAAUAGCUGAUAAAAUUAAUAAAUUAUUUAUGAUAAAUCCCGAUAAAAAAGUGUCUGAGACUGUUGAUUCAUCAUGUAUUGUGCUACUAUUAGAUAGGAGCUUUGAUAGUGCACCAUUGUAUAUACAUGAUUAUUAUUAUCAAGCCCUUGCAUAUGAUUUGUUGGAAAUUCCAGUUACUACUGGAAGGUCUUUAGCGAAUAUAUCUUAUAAUAAUGAUGAUAAUAAUAUGGAAACUAAUAAGAAUAGUGAAAUUACAAAACCUUCAAAUAUAAGCCGGUCAAUAUCACUUGGAAAUUCUGGACUUAAUUCAAGUAAAAAUUUUAAAAAUAGUUCAGAAUUUAAAAAUAAGGGUGAUGACUCAUACGAAUAUUACGUUACAAAUAGUUCUGGAUUAAAUGAUAAGAAAGUUGUAAUAUUUGAUGAAAGAGAUGAUUUGUGGGUUAAUUAUAGACAUAAACACGUUCAAAUGGUUAAUCAUAGUAUAACAGAAGAAGUUUUAAAAUUUACCCAUACAAAUGUAACAGCAAAAAUUCAUCGUAGCAACUUACAUGAGCAAAAUGAAAAUUUAAAUACUAAUGAUACUAUAAUGGCUAUUAGAUCUCUUCCUCAAUAUCAACAAACACUUUCAAAAUAUUGGACACAUGUCAAUUUAACAGGUGAAUGUUUUAAUAUACUUAAAAAAAAAAAUCUUAUAAAUUAUGGAGAAAUUGAACAAAGUAUUGCUACAUUUAUAGAUUCAGAAGGUAAGAAUAUCAACUUAAAUAAAACUAAAGCAACAAUUCUACAAAUUCUUCAAAAUAGUAAUAGUAAUGGAACACUUAUUUUAAAUAGUAACUUUUCAAAUUCUAUAACUAUAACUGAUAGAAAGGAUCGUUUACGAUUAGUUUUGCUAUAUCUAUCACAAGUUUAUGGUGUAAAUAAUGAAGAUUUGCAUAUAUUUUUUAAUACUGGUAAUUUUUCAGUUGAUGAACAAACUGUUAUUAAAAGGUUACUAGGCCUUGGUCUUUGUGGUUCUUUUGAUGAUAUUGCAGCUGGAACAGGACGUCAUAUACAUAGACUUGAAUAUACAAAUAAUAAAGAGAGACUUAAAUACUUUAAAAAUAGGCUACGUUCGGCUGAAUUAGAAUUAUCGAGGUAUGAACCUUUUAUUAAAACACUUGUUUAUUAUAUAAUAAAUUCAAUAAAUAACAACUCAUCAAGUAUUGGUCUAUGUUUUAAUUUCAUGAAUCCAAACUUCAAUUUGAAUCAAAGCUAUCCACUUGUACAAGCUUCAUUAUAUCAAGAUGGACAAAACUCAAGUUUAGAACGUUUUCCUUCAUUUUCUAGAAAUCAGAAAAAAAAAAAAAUUAUUAUUUUUAUUGUUGGUUCAUUGACAUUUCCUGAAAUCAGAUGUAUAUAUGAAAUUUCUAGGGAAACUGGCUUCGAAGUUUACAUUGGAGGAUUAAAUAUUACUACUCCAAAUCAGCUUAUUGAACAAAUUUUGUAG
Cryptosporidium muris RN66 is the source of this 2103-nucleotide messenger RNA. Its product is annotated as Sec1 family protein. Gene Ontology annotation, molecular function: syntaxin binding. Gene Ontology annotation, cellular component: plasma membrane; secretory granule. The transcript has a single exon. Lineage: Eukaryota; Apicomplexa; Conoidasida; Eucoccidiorida; Cryptosporidiidae. Gene Ontology annotation, biological process: vesicle-mediated transport; intracellular protein transport. Bases 1 to 2103 code for a protein of 700 amino acids. The record is from RefSeq and is a predicted model, not a curated record.